AGUCAGGACUCACGUUUCCUCUCGCCUUCUGGCGCUAGGGUUGAAUUGGGGCGAUUGAAAAUGGGUCAAAGCACCCACCCCAAUUCCGUGUCGCUUGCAGCCCAGGACCCUACGCAGACCGCAGGCCACAGCUUGGGGCAUAAGACGCGCCAUGUCCUGUCUCGGACCCGCUCGCCCGCCCCAGCCCUCCAAGGGAAAUAGGAGGCUGGCAGGAAGACCUUCUGGAGGACGUGGCUCUGAAGGUGGACUAGAAGAGCGCCCUGGGUGGGGCUGAGGGGGCUUGAGUGAGUGGGAGACCGCUGCCAGGCGCUUGGAAACGGCGUGAGCCACGCACGAAAGGGUGGGGCGUCUUGGGAUCUCGAGACUCCGGGGAUGCGGUCCGAGAGGGUAAGGCAGGACGGCUGGGCAGUCCCGCUGCAGUGGGAAGAGUGUGACUACCUGCAGAUGAUUGAGGUGCAGCACAAGCAGUGUGUGGAGGAGGCCCAGCUGGAGAACAAGACGGCAGGCUGCAGCAAGAUGUGGGACAACCUCACCUGCUGGCCAGCCACCCUUCCAGGCCAGGUGGUCGUCUUGAGCUGCCCCCUCAUUUUCAAGCUCUUCUCUCCCAUUCAAGGCCUCAACGUGAGCCGCAGCUGCACGGAUGAGGGCUGGACACACCUGGAGCCUGGCCCGUACCCCACUGCCUGUGGCUUGGAUGACACAGGCCUCGGUUUGUAUGAGCAGCAGACAGCCUUCUACAGCUCCGUGAAGACCGGCUACACCAUUGGCCACAGCCUGUCCCUCGCCGCCCUUCUGGUCGCCAUGGUCAUCUUGAGCCUGUUCAGGAAGCUCCACUGCACGAGGAACUACAUCCACAUGCACCUCUUCAUAUCCUUCAUCUUGAGGGGGACGGCUGUCUUCAUCAAAGACAUGGCCCUCUUCCGCAGCGACAGCGGGGAGUCGGACUCCUGCUCCACCAGCUCGGUGGGCUGUAAGGCAGCUGUGGUCUUACUCCAGUACUGUGUCAUGGCCAACUUCUUCUGGCUGCUGGUGGAAGGCCUCUACCUGCACACACUGCUUGUCGUCUCCUUUUUCUCAGAGCGGAAGUACUUCUGGGGGUACAUACUCAUCGGCUGGGGAGUGCCUGGGACAUUCACCAUGGUGUGGACCAUCAUCAGGAUCUAUUUCGAGGAUAAUGGAUGCUGGGACACCAUCAGCUCCCCACUGUGGUGGAUCAUAAAGGCGCCCAUCCUCACCUCCAUCUUGGUGAACUUCAUUCUGUUUAUUCGCAUUAUUCGAAUCCUGGUUCAGAAACUUCGGUCCCCAGAUGUUGGCAAGAGUGACAGCAGCCCUUACUCGCGGCUGGCCAAGUCCACCCUUCUGCUGAUCCCUUUGUUUGGAGUUCACUACAUCAUGUUCGCCUUUUUCCCAAGCAACUUUAAGGCUGAAGUGAAAAUAGUCUUUGAGCUGGUUGUGGGGUCCUUCCAGGGUUUUGUGGUGGCCAUCCUCUACUGCUUCCUCAAUGGUGAGGUGCAGGCGGAGCUGCGGCGGAAGUGGCGGCGCUGGCACCUGCAGGGCGGCCUGGACUCGGAUCCCAAAUACCAGCACCCGUCAGGAGGCAGCAACGGGGCCACCUGCAGCACACAGGUCUCCAUGCUGACCCGCGUCAGCCCGGGCGCACGCCGCUCCUCCAGCUUCCAAGCCGAAGUCUCCCUGGUCUGACCACCGGGGACCCAGGGCGGCUGCGCCCGCCCGCACCCCAACCCCUACCCCGGCGGCACCGGGGACAGAGGCCUGCUCGGACGAGGCCGGCCCCAGCCCUGGGCUCGGAGGCUGCCCCGGCCCCCAGGUAUCACGGGCACGGGCUUCUUUGGAGAACUGUGCCCUUGCGCCUGCAUGGAGCGAGGAGGGGCAUAGAUCCGGAAACCAUCUGCAACCUGGGGCGCUGGGGGCUCCCACCCAGCAGACGUGGGAUGGAGCUCAGUCAUCAAACCCCUCCUCAAAAGCUCCCUCCGCCAGUAAAGGCGAGAAAUCCGCAUCUUUUCACCUAACUCCGCCAGAUAGCUCUCAAGUUUAGAGGAAGGCAACCGCUCAUCCCCAAACAGUCUGAGGGGAAACGUGGUGUGAUCCAAGGCGAUCAAGCUCUUGUCCCUAGAGGUCACCCCGCCGCCACCUCGACAGUGCCUGAAGUUCCGCCCUUGCCGUCAAGUUCCUCUGGGUUAAGCGUUGCCACUGAGGUGCCGCUCUGAAUAUGCAAUCCCGCCCACCCCUCUUGGCUGCCAGCCCCUUGAGGUGGAUGAGUUUCUCUGUCUCAGGCAGAUCGUCUGUGAUGAGGGGCUUUAGUUUGGGGAGCUCAACUGUCUUCCCAGUCCCCGCUGAAACGAAGUGUCCCAGGGUGGCUGCAACAACUCAAGGGGACUGUCACCAGCCCUACACACCCCUACGGGCUGUGGGAGCUACCCGCCGCCGCCCUCCCACCUGCGUGCCAACCACCAGAGCCAGGCUCAGUGAGGCGCCUCAGGGGCAUCUUGAUGCUCACACUGACCCAGCAAAUGCUCCUAUCCACAGAUCAGGAAACCGAGCUCACAGAGAGCAGGUGCCUCACCUUGUCAUGCAGACAGGAUUUGAACUCAGAUCUGCCUGAUGGGACAGUGAAAUCACUGACUCCUAACUGCUGCCUUUUAUAUAUAACAAACUGGUCCUCAUGGCUAUUUGUAUCACCGCUAUUAUUACCACCAUCCCUAUAACCCCAUUCCACCCGACCCUCCCUGCAGUGUGGCUGAGGAGUCCUCCAGCCGUGUAUCAUCCGGACAAGAGCCUGGUGGUCACAGCAUCUUGUGGGUGCCCUGCACCCCUGUGGCCACAUGGCUUCCUGCCCAUGCCCCAGCCAGCAGAUCCACUCAGGACUGCACACAGGCUUGUGCGACAAUAAAUGGAGGUUGAAUCGG
Manis pentadactyla (Chinese pangolin) is the source of this 2927-nucleotide messenger RNA. RefSeq names its product vasoactive intestinal peptide receptor 1 (gene VIPR1). The record is from RefSeq and is a predicted model, not a curated record. Gene Ontology annotation, cellular component: plasma membrane. The coding region runs from base 373 to 1701 and encodes 442 amino acids. Gene Ontology annotation, molecular function: vasoactive intestinal polypeptide receptor activity; peptide hormone binding; G protein-coupled peptide receptor activity. Gene Ontology annotation, biological process: adenylate cyclase-modulating G protein-coupled receptor signaling pathway; cell surface receptor signaling pathway. The transcript is spliced from 13 exons. NCBI's taxonomy places the organism in Eukaryota, Metazoa, Chordata, Mammalia, Pholidota, Manidae.